GUCGAUGAAAGACGUAUGUACCUUGACAUCUGUCUGAUUGACAGUGGGGCAACAUGUUUUUUUUUGAUUAUCGACAUUUGUUUUGAUUCGGUAACAAUACCUACACGAAGCAUCCACAUGUCAUCGGUUCGUGAACGAUCGGAAAAGGUGUUGGAGGAUUUGAAGGAGAAAAAUCCUUAUUUUGAAAAAUAUGCCAGCAAAAUAGCGGCCGUGCAGCAAAGCUCGCCGGAGGAAUUUCUUUCACGGCUCGAUAGUGUAGAGAAGGAACAGAAAAAGCCCAAAUUUGGCCCCUCCGAGUUGGAACGCGAUUACUCGGAACUUCUAAAACCAAAAGCACCACUAGCUUCCGAAGCAACGAGAGACAUUUCGCAUCGCAAGCUUAGCGAUAUAAUGCGUCUGGAACUGGUCGAAGAUAAAUCUGCCGAUGAUAUCAAGCAUUUGUGGUUGGAGUAUCAUAAGGACAAGGCUGUCAUAACGGCUGCAAUUCCAGUAGAUCAGUUCAAUCUAAUGAUGGCACGCGCUAAACAAUUUUCUGUGUUUAUCCUUCCAAUACCACGAAGCCAAGGGUACGAGUUUAUAAUGCUGCAAUUUUCGGCAAAUACAGUACACUUUACGCCGCUGUUGAAUUACCAGGUUCACAAAGAAAACGCGCCGGAAUGUUUAAACAUUGUUAUGUUCACCGAAUGUUCUGACAAAGGAAUCAUACUAAUGCGGGGAGAGUAUGACACGAACGUACUCAAUGCACAGGAAGCGCAAUGUUUGGCCAAUCAAGUACAACUAUACUAUAGCCAGAACAAUGAAUCGAAAGUACACCUGCUUGAGACGUUCACCAAAAACCCGGACAAAUUCAAGCACAUGGAUAUCAUUGAGGAACUAAACAAUUUGAAAAUUUGAACCGCCUAGCAAUAAAUGCUCUUUAGUGCGCAACGUGGCAUUCAAAAUAAAGCUUCCCGAAAAUCCUGUAUAAUUGACGCCAUCAUCAAAUCUUGCGAUAAAUACAGAGGAGUAUUUGCAAAAUCUGUGUUUGCAAUAAUCGAA
Molecule: messenger RNA, 1038 nt
Organism: Anopheles funestus (African malaria mosquito)
Lineage: Eukaryota; Metazoa; Arthropoda; Insecta; Diptera; Culicidae
Product: ATP synthase mitochondrial F1 complex assembly factor 1
Exons: 3
Coding region: 16-894 (292 amino acids)
Biological process (GO): mitochondrial proton-transporting ATP synthase complex assembly
Cellular component (GO): mitochondrion
Source: RefSeq, a predicted model, not a curated record